AUGGCCAAGAACUACGGCGGAGUGUACAACAUCCACCGCUGGGGCGACCCCUACUUCGCCGUCAACAAGAGCGGCCACCUCUGCGUCCGACCCCACGGCCGUGACACGGCCCCGGGCCAGGAGAUCGACGUGCUCUCCGUCAUCCACCAAGCCGCAGCCACGACCACCACCACCGAUCACCAUCACGACGACAAGAAAAAGAGGAAGCUCCAGUUCCCCAUGAUCCUCCGCUUCCCUGACGUGCUCCGGCACCGGCUCCACUCGCUGCACGCGGCGUUCGCGACCGCCAUCAAGCACACCGGGUACCGCUCGGUCUACCAGGGCGUGUUCCCGGUGAAGGUGAACCAGAACAAGGCCGUCGUGCAGGACAUGGUCCGCUUCGGCCACCAACACGGCUACGGGCUCGAGGCCGGGUCCAAGCCGGAGCUGCUCAUCGCCAUGAGCUGCCUCACCAGGGCCAAGCCUGGCGCCUACCUCGUGUGCAACGGCUACAAGGACAAGGACUACGUCGCGCUCGCCCUGGCGGCGCGCGCCAUGGGCCUCAACGCCAUCAUCGUGCUGGAGAUGGAGGAGGAGCUCGACAUCGUCAUCGAGCAGAGCAGGCGGCUCGGCGUCGAGCCGGCCAUUGGUGUUCGUGCCAAGCUGCUCACCAGGUUACCGGGCCAUUUCGGGUCCACGGCCGGCAAGCACGGAAAGUUCGGGCUCCUGGCGGAGAGGAUCUACGAGGUGGCACGGAAGCUCAAGGCUCUUAAUAAGCUGCACUGGCUCAAGCUGCUGCACUUCCACGUCGGCUCCAUGAUCCCGUCCACGGACAUCGUCUUCAAGGCGGCCAGCGAGGCCGCCGAGAUCUACUGCGCCCUCGUGAACGACUGUAGCGCGGAGGGGAUGACCACGCUGGACUGCGGCGGUGGACUCGGCGUCGACUACGACGGGACACGGUCGGGAAACUCCGACAUGUCGGUGGCGUAUGGGCUGGAGGAGUACGCGUCCAGCAUCGUGCAGGCAGUGCGGCUCAGGUGCGACGACAACGGCGUUCCCCACCCCGUGCUCUGCACCGAGAGCGGCCACGCCAUGGCGUCGCACCACUCCAUGAUCAUCCUCGAGGCGCUCUCCGCGUCUGCGAUCCCCGAGCCGAGAGACGAAGGCGAGACCACCGAGCAGCUGCACGCCAAGAUCCAUGAGCUGGCCUCGAAGCAGCAGCCGAGGGCGCUACUCAAUUUGAAGGGUGACGCAGCAACGGGCAUGUCCACCAUAUCCUGUGCGCGUGCCUUGGACAUGAAAAAGCACGGCAUCGAGAUGUACAAGCUGGGGAAGAAGCUCCCCAAGAGCGUCAUGGCCGACGCGACAACCAUCUACAACUACCACAUGAACCUGUCCGUCUUCUCGCUGAUCCCGGACUUCUGGGGCAUCCAGCGGUUGUUCCCGAUGAUGCCGGUGAGCCGGCUCCAUGAGAGGCCGACCCGCAUGGCCACGCUCGUCGACCUCACCUGCGACAGCGACGGGAAGAUCGAGAGAUUCAUCGGCGGGGCAGAGACGCUGCCGCUGCACCCGCUGGACCCCGUGCUCGGCGGCUACUACGUGGCCGUGCUCCUCUCCGGCGCGUACCAGGAAGCCCUGUCCUCUAAGCACAACCUGUUCGGCGGCCCCAGUCUGGUGCGCGUGCUUGGCGGUGACGACGGUGAGUUCAUACUCGACACGGUUGACCUGGGCCCGACCACGGAGGAGCUCAUCGGCACCAUGAGGUACGACGUAAAGGAGGACAUCAGCGGUGUGAUCGAGGAGUGGGCGAGGGAGAAGCAGGUGUGGGAAAUGGUGGGUACGCUCGUGGAGAACGCGCUCAACACCAUGCCGUACCUCGCCGACUAUCAGCCCCCACCAACCGCCUAG
Triticum urartu is the source of this 1887-nucleotide messenger RNA. Lineage: Eukaryota; Viridiplantae; Streptophyta; Magnoliopsida; Poales; Poaceae. The record is from RefSeq and is a predicted model, not a curated record.